Molecule: messenger RNA, 2321 nt
Organism: Neocloeon triangulifer
Lineage: Eukaryota; Metazoa; Arthropoda; Insecta; Ephemeroptera; Baetidae
Gene: CPT2
Product: carnitine O-palmitoyltransferase 2, mitochondrial
Exons: 12
Coding region: 128-2116 (662 amino acids)
Biological process (GO): fatty acid beta-oxidation
Cellular component (GO): mitochondrion
Molecular function (GO): carnitine O-palmitoyltransferase activity
Source: RefSeq, a predicted model, not a curated record
AGCACCGCUUCUUUGUUUACAUCGGACAUGUGUUUUUGAAGGAAGUCACCUCUGACCUGGACUCUGAGCAAUUUAAGCACAUCAUCUACAAUCAGCGAGUGAAAACUUGUGCAGAAAAAGCUCAACAAUGUUGAUACGACUCGGCAAACACUCGGCUCUUAUUCAGUCCCGUCACAUCCGCAGCUCUUUUAUCGGAGCCAUCAGAUUAAAAAGUUCCUCCAGCGAAUACGACUAUCAGUUUGUCCAGAAAAGCCGCCUGCCUUCGAAUCACUUCCAGAAGUCCCUUCCACGGCUGCCCAUUCCAAAACUAGAGGACACCAGGGACAAAUACUUGAAAGCUCAACAACCUCUUCUGGGGGAAAGUUCCGAUGCCUUCAAAGCGACCACGAAAUUUGCAAAUGAUUUCGUAGCCGGAGAGGGCCCCUCCCUGCAGCAGGAGUUGGUGGCUGAGGACAAGGCCAACAAGCACACCAGCUACAUUUCAGGGCCCUGGUUUGACAUGUACCUGAAGGACCGAGUGCCUCUGCCCAUCAACUACAACCCAAUCCUUGUCCUGGUCAACGACCCGAAACCUGCUUACAAUGACCAGGUCAUCAGAGCAACCAACAUGAUGAUUUCCUCCUUGAGAAUCAUGAAAUCCUUGCGAGCUGGUAUUCUGGCCCCGGAGGUUUUCCAUUUGAACCCGAAGAAGAGUGACACAGAUCUUUUUUACACGGUGACUGGUCUUCUGCCGUCGUCUCUUUCCUGGUACGGAGCCUAUUUGUUCAAGGCUUUUCCGCUGGACAUGUCACAAUAUGGCAACCUUUUCAACUCGACUCGAGUCCCGGGUGUGGGCAAAGACAGCAUUGUGAAAAACGACAAAGCCAACCACAUGCUGGUCAUGAGAAAGGGAAACUUUUAUGUUUUUGAUGCCCUGGACAAAAAUGGAAAUAUCUUGCCACCUUCUGAUCUGUUGGCUUGCAUCGAUUACAUUUCCAAGGACAAUUCUCCUGCAUCCGAGUUUCCGAUCGGAGUUUUGACCUCGGAAAACAGGGAUGUGUGGGCCAAAGCGAGACAAGAACUUGAGUCUCAAGGCAAUGCAGAAGUUUUGAACGUGCUCGACUCAAGCAUCUUCAAUUUGUGUUUGGACGAUGAAACGAUGGGAACAAACAGGGAAAAAUUGCUCAGAAAUUAUCUUCAUUCAGACGGAGUGAACAGGUGGUUCGAUAAGUCUUUCUCCCUGAUCAUUGCCAAGGAUGGAACUGCUGGGAUCAACUUUGAGCAUUCCUGGGGUGAUGGAGUCGCCAUCCUCCGCUACUUUACCGACAUGUUCAAGGACAGCACCAACUUGCCUCAAGUACAUCCCGACACAAAGUCAAACUUUGACGCUGCGAAUCAUGUCAGGAAACUGGAAUUCAAGAUCAAUGACAGCAUCAAGAAGAGCAUUGCCGACGCCAAGAAAAAUCAUGAAGCGAUCUCCAAAUCCUUGGCUUUUGACGUUUUGGAAAUGCACAACUACGGAAAGAAAUUGUGCAAGAAACACGGAGUCAGUCCUGAUGCCAUCAUGCAGCUUGGAUUCCAGGUUGGAUACCACAAACUUGCGGGGAAAAAUGUGGCCACUUACGAAUCUUGCAGCACAGCCGCGUUCCGACACGGACGAACAGAAACAGUGCGGCCCUGCACCAUGGCCACCCAGGCUGUCUGCAACGCCAUCAACGGCUCAAAUCAGCCCUCAAACACCGAACUACUUGCCAUGAUCAAAAAGUGUUCAGAAGUGCAUGGAAAUUUGACAAAAGAUGCCGCCAUGGGCCAAGGCUUUGAUCGACACCUCUUCGGCCUGCGUCGCCUUGCAGAGAAAAAAGGAAUCACUCCUGCCAUUUUCUCUGAUCCAGCUUAUGCUGCAAUCAAUCACAAUAUUCUCUCCACCUCCACUCUUUCCUCCGACAUUGUGGCCGCCGGCGCAUUUGGGCCUGUUGUGAAGGAUGGCCUUGGAAUCGGGUACAGCAUCAUGGACAACAUGCUUGGCGCGAUAGUCAGCAGCUACCCGCCUAACAAUAACGGAGCCGGAUUUGUUUCUUCGCUCAAGACUGCAUACGAGAAUAUAUUUAACGUUCUGGAGACUGCCAAUAAGUCUUAAGUUGUUUUGUAAAACUGUUAUUUUUUGAAAGCUUUUUGUUGAAAAAUUUUUUGGAAUGGAAAGGUUUAAUAUAUACACCACUAUAUUCUAAAUAAACACUGAAGUUUUCCUGUUAAAAUUAUAAACUUAUUUUUCUAAUUAUUGACAAAAUAUAUCAGGAAAAUUUGGUGCACUUUCGUUGAUCACUUUUUUAUCUCUCUAAUCA